Molecule: messenger RNA, 1144 nt
Organism: Bufo bufo (common toad)
Lineage: Eukaryota; Metazoa; Chordata; Amphibia; Anura; Bufonidae
Gene: SNX22
Product: sorting nexin 22
Exons: 7
Coding region: 155-718 (187 amino acids)
Molecular function (GO): phosphatidylinositol phosphate binding
Source: RefSeq, a predicted model, not a curated record
GGCACAGAUGGGGGUGGGGUGGCCUAAAGACAUCAGAUGUUGUGUGUAGCCCUGGGCACUCCGGAGCCGCAGACUGCCUGGGUACCUAAAGUCUGAACAGUCCCGAGAGCCUGAGCCGGGCACCUUGUGUCAUACACGGAGCCAAUGCUGGAGAAUGCUGGAAGUGUAUAUUCCGUCAGUGGGACACCAGGUGUACAAGUCGGACAAGACCCACACGGUCUUCAAAUUAGAUGUUUUAUACAAUGGCCGUCGUCAUACACUUGACCGACGAUAUAGUGAAUUCCAUACACUCCAUAAACUGCUCAAGAAGAAAUGCAAGGUUCCAGAUUUUCCACCCAAACGGGUUCCAAACUGGAUGUCCAAGGUCCAAGAGCAAAGGCGGCAAGGGCUAGAAGCAUAUAUCCAAGGGGUUUUGUGGUUCAACAAAGAAGUUCCCAAGGAGUUGUUAGAUUUUCUAAAAGUGAAACAUUUUCCACAAAGCAAAAAGAACUGCAGCUUGGACAGAUUCUUGGCAGACACCUCUUCAGGAGAAAACAGUUCACAAUUGGCACAUAAGGCGGUAAUAGGAUUUUACAAGGACCUGUAUAUUUUUCCUCCAGAUACAGAUAUGCUUGAGGACAUAGUAUUACAAGGAGUAAUUCAAGGACUAUACCAGCAGACCCGCAAGACUCCUCCAGUUGCCAAGCAAAAGUUGCCAUCAAGCAAUUCUGUUCCAUGACACUGUCGGAAAACAGAUACAACAGUCAUUCCAUUUGGACCUGUAAAGUCUCCUGUAUUUUUCCUGUCUGAAACAUAACGGAAUAGAACUCCAAUGAGCAACAUGGACCAAGUAUUUUAGGGAUACACAGCAAGCACUCCAUGUUCAGACAAGAGCCUGCAACCUGGACCUGGCCUCCUGGAAUCACUGCCUGUAAGAUCCGAGAGGCUUGGCAGUAUUACCAAUUAUGACGUUGGUAUUGAAAAUGGGUUCACCGCUACUAUUUUCUACCUUGGCGGAGAUCAGUGGAAAGUCUGCACAUUGGGGUAGAUUUACUAUUGCAAAUGAAUCACAUUUAUAAGAGUGCGGCCACUGGGUCAGGUUUUCUGAUGCAGAUCUAAAAAGCCAAAAUUAAGAGUGGAUCAUAAAAGAAGAGAAAGUGUAAGG